Messenger RNA from Folsomia candida, 1178 nucleotides. RefSeq lists its product as uncharacterized. The transcript is spliced from 8 exons. Bases 182 to 1111 code for a protein of 309 amino acids. The record is from RefSeq and is a predicted model, not a curated record. NCBI's taxonomy places the organism in Eukaryota, Metazoa, Arthropoda, Collembola, Entomobryomorpha, Isotomidae.
GACAAUUAGCUUGAAAUUGGUCUUCAUUCCUGUGUCACAAUUCUAUCGAGUGGACGUUGUAUUUAGUCAGCUAAUUUUAUAAAAGUGUGUUAAAAAUUUGGUGGGUGAUUACAGAUCGACGAAAAUUUGCAAGUUUUCAGGAAACUAAAAUUAACAAGAAAUAUAACACAAUCAAUUCACGAUGCAUGUCUUGUCCACAUUUUCAUCCCUGUUGCUUAUCACGGCCGCAUUUAUGAUCUCUGAUUCUUACCAGACUCGUAGAAUUCGGGAUGUUUCAGGUCACCAUUCUGGUAGCGGUGCAAUUGCAAAUUUUGCCAUGAAAGCGCUCACUAGUUUUCAAUCCUUUAUGAAAGAAGGGAACAACGAGUUAGGAAUUCCACGCCUUGAUCCCGUCCACAUGGACAACUUUAACUAUUCCUUGGACAAUAAUCCAGUCGGGUUUCGGAUGGAAAUCGUGUUCGAAUCACCUGCGUUGGUGGGCCUCUCCUCGUACGAACUUAACGGUGCGAGUGAGUUGAGAGGACCCGAUGGUUCAACCGUGGUCCAAAUGACGAUUGUUUUCCCGACAAUUCAGAUUCGAGGACGCUACAAAGCCAAUGGAAAUAUGUUCAGCUUUUUUAAUCUGGCAAGUUCAGGAGAUUUCGAGAUUAUCGGAUCAUCUCAAGUCCUUGCAGCGGAAGCGAAACUACGGCCCGUAAACCAAACCCUGUUCGUGGACUACAUUACCUCCCAAUUUGUCGGAGGACGGGUAAAGUCUCAGUUUAACGAUGUUUCCAAUUCCGGACAUUUUACCACCCUCAUGAACGAAUUUCUCUCCGCAAUGGGGACACAUGUUUUCGAUAAGAAACUCAAACCCGUCAUCACAACGGCGAUGAAUGAUUACAUGAAGGAAUGGCUAAACGGAGCUUUCAGCAGUGUCACGACCAGUGAGAUUUUAGGUCAGCAAAGUUCAGGGGGUGCAACUACCCCACAACAGCAACAAUACAGUCCACCUCCCCAACCACAACAAUCACCUCAACAAUUCAUUAACCAGCAACAACAACAACCUCAGCCACAACAACAACAAAGUCCGAGCUCUAAUGUCCACCAGUUUCAACCUUUUGGCAAAUAAAUGAUACAUUCACACGCGAUGUCAAAAUCUGUAAAAAACACAAACGUAAUAAAAUCAUUUCCUGAUA